GUUUGUUCUUAGCUUUGUGAUUGUGCGAAUGUGUGUGUGACCAUGAGAGUAUGUCUGCUCGUAGUUUUGUUCAUGUGUCUCGGUGCCGGUAGGUGUGGCCAGAUGAAAUCGACAUCGACAAUCAAAUAUUUAACACAAAAUAACAACAACAACAAUAAUAUAACCAUAAAGAUAAUGGUGCAUAUCGACAAGGCCCUAAGGAGGAGGUUGGUGAAGGAAUACAAAAUUAAAACCAGAGAGAAGCUCAAAAUGAUCACGCACCGAGUUUUGACGGAGGCAAAGAAUUACUUUAAGCAUCCAAGUUUGAACCAGACUGUCAAUUUCGUGUUGCUAAACACAAGGUUCCUCAAAGACGUCAGAAAUAAGAUAAGUAAUGAAGACGCCAGGUUGUAUCUUAAGAACUACUGUGAUUGGCAGACUAAGAAGAAGGUUGCAGCUAAAAUGCUCUACUAUUCGGUUUUGUUGACCGGAAUGGAUUUGUUUCAUAUCAAAAAUGGAAAAGUUUUAAGGACCAGUACAGGUCGAAGCUACACCCGAGGUGCUUGCCAAGUUAAGAAAAGCUGCGCGCUAAUAGAAUGGGAUCCGAAGCUUGUUGGAUUUUUAAUUGCUCACGAAAUUGGUCACAGCCUAGGUAUGAGACACGACGGUCCACCCCAUAACCGAUGCAGAGAGGAAAACCACAUCAUGGCGACAAGAUAUGACCCCCUGCAUCACCCGAAGACCUGGUCAUCUUGCAGCUUAAAUACGCUGAAGCAGUUUUUGAACAUGAAUCACCUAUCAUGGUGUCUGAAGAACGAAAACGAGCGCGGGGUUACUUUCAAGUAUAUACAGUGAAUAAACUACCCAUCUGUGGUAUACCUACUAUAUGCAACGACGCCUAGUACCUAUAGGAUAGAAUAGAAAAAAAAACACAAAUUAUUCCAUCAAAGAAACAAUACAAGGGAAAACGAAUAUUCAGUGUACUAGGUUGCAAAGGUAGCCUUAUCACUAAAAGUAAAAGUAAUAUUAUAAAAGCAACCCGAGCCUGAAAGCCGAUUAAAACUGUACCUACCUGCGUACAAAUACCUGAUUUUUCGUAAACUAAACGCCUGAUUAUAACUGGGGUUAAUCUAUGUCAACGCGCAAUGCUUUACGAAAAGAGAUUCAUUGAGAAUCUCUCUUAGGACUAUACGCAAAAGAAAAAUCAUAGGAGAACCAAAGAGACUGAAGUAGAUCAUCGGAGCUCAAAGCAAGUGCAAACAAAGAAGAAGAAACGUCGCGUGGAAACUGAUGAGGGGUAUGACUACCAUACUCCCUAACGGAUUAGCCCGCUACCAUGUUAGACUGCAACAUCACUUACCAAGUGAGAUUGCAGACAAGGGCUAACUUGUAGUGAAAAACUAAUUGAAUUGGCAGAUGAUGCGUCGUGUCUAUAGAAGCAACUAUAAACGCUCGGGCAGAAGAGUUUUAGAUACGGUAAGCGCUAUGCGGGAGCUGUACGUACUUGGACAGAAAAGGAGGAUAAUUGUGU
This is a messenger RNA of Pararge aegeria (speckled wood butterfly), 1510 nucleotides long. Its product is annotated as A disintegrin and metalloproteinase with thrombospondin motifs 17-like. The record is from RefSeq and is a predicted model, not a curated record. The transcript has 5 exons. Bases 43 to 834 code for a protein of 263 amino acids. Gene Ontology annotation, molecular function: metalloendopeptidase activity. Gene Ontology annotation, biological process: proteolysis. Lineage: Eukaryota; Metazoa; Arthropoda; Insecta; Lepidoptera; Nymphalidae.